Molecule: messenger RNA, 1947 nt
Organism: Juglans microcarpa x Juglans regia
Lineage: Eukaryota; Viridiplantae; Streptophyta; Magnoliopsida; Fagales; Juglandaceae
Product: probable serine/threonine-protein kinase PBL19
Exons: 4
Coding region: 382-1542 (386 amino acids)
Biological process (GO): protein phosphorylation
Molecular function (GO): ATP binding; protein kinase activity
Source: RefSeq, a predicted model, not a curated record
GCUAUUGAGUUGGUUCCGGCUGUUUUAUCUCUCGUUUGUCUAUUCAUAUGCUACAACCUGUCUUUCUUGGUUUUUUGUCUAUUCACACCUUGUAUUAAGCUUAUCUUGUAGAGUUUUUCUUCUUUUCUUUAUAAUUUGCGAGUUUUUCCUUCGUCUUGCAUCUGUAGGAGGUCCAAUAUUAUUGCUACCUGCUACUUUCCCUUGUUUCCUUUCUGGGUUUUCCUUUAUCUUCUCUGUUCCCAUCCAUUUCAGCCUCCAAAUUUAGCACUCGCUCUCUCGCGUCAUAAAAUAUCCUUUAAUUGGCUGACUCUUUGGAUGAGGACACCAGUAAUAUUGCUACAACAGUUCGGAUUCGGCAUUUGAUUAAACAAGCUAAAAAAAAUGAAGUGUUUCUUCGCCUUCAAGGACAAACUCAAGAACCAGAGAAGAUCAAGAUCCGCUCCAGAGUUGCAAAGCAAAAGUAAAUCAGAUAGUUCGGCUGUAAAGCGAGGCACCAAGUCAUCCAGUUCAUUACCAUCGCCACGGAGCAUACCGGAAUUGUACAAAGCAAGGGAGCAAAAGUUGAGAGUUUUCACUUACAACGAGCUGAGGGAGGCAACGAAUGGUUUCAACAGGUUGCUAAAGAUUGGAGAAGGUGGUUUUGGGAGUGUGUAUAAAGGCACUAUUAAGCCUUCGGAUGGUCAAGGCGAUCCAAUUGUGGUUGCCAUAAAAAAGCUUAACACGAAAGGCUUGCAGGGUCAUAAAGAAUUCCUGGCAGAAGUUCAAUUUCUUGGUGUUGUCAAUCACCCAAAUCUAGUGAAACUUCUGGGAUACUGUUCUAUUGAUGGAGAAAGAGGGAUCCAACGGUUGUUAGUGUACGAGUUCAUGCCUAACAGGAGCCUUGAAGCUCAUCUUUUCAACCGGGCAUCUCCCACAUUGCCGUGGAAAACAAGAUUAGACAUUCUCCUUGGUGCAGCUGAAGGAUUGGCUUACCUACAUGGGGGACUGGAAGUUCAGGUGAUAUAUCGAGAUUUCAAGUCCUCAAAUGUGCUCUUGGAUGAAGACUUUAAGGCAAAGCUCUCAGAUUUUGGGCUUGCUAGGGAAGGGCCACAGGGUGACCAUACUCAUGUAUCCACAGCGGUGGUGGGGACAUAUGGAUAUGCUGCCCCAGAAUAUGUUGAAACAGGCCACCUUACAAUCCAUAGUGAUAUAUGGAGUUUUGGUGUUGUGCUAUAUGAGAUUCUCACAGGUAGGCGAGUGUUGGAAAGAAACCGUCCCACAGUGGAGCAGAAGCUUCUAGAGUGGGUGAAACAGUUCCCGGCUGACACUGGUCGGUUCAGCAUGAUAAUAGACCCGAAACUCAGAAACCAGUAUCCUAUUGCUGCAGCUCGGAAAAUUGCUAAGCUGGCAGAUAUCUGCCUAAACAAGAAUGCCAAGGAUCGGCCGGCAAUGAGUCAGGUUGUAAAGAGCUUGAAAGAAGCAACACAAAUGUCAGAAACUACUGCUGGGAAUAGUAGUUCUAACUCAUCUGGAUCAAAAAGUUUCCAGAGGAAACCGAAGUAGGAUUAUAAAGAGAAGUUUGUGAUCACGAGGAACCCGAAGAACCAUGAACUUUUUGUUUCUUAAUCUCUCAGCAUUUUUAGGUGGUUUAAAAGCCUGGAUAGCAAGCAUAUUUGCGGCACACCUUCUAUUCCUAUUCAGGUUUCGAGACACCGACAGCAUGUAGAAUUGGAUGGUUAUGGGAGUUUUUGAUCGAUUCAACUUGGUUUAACCAUGCAAAGCCCUGAUGCUUGCUCAAUCAUCUCUACCUUUUUGUUCCACACUUUGAAAUUUUUGAUGCGAUGAUGAAAGGAGGUGUAUAGAUAAUAGAGAUUGGUAUGUGGAAUGGUUAUAAAAUCUUUAUAUUGAAUUUUGUGUUCCAACUCUUGUGAGUUAAAAUGCAACAUAAAUUUCUCUUUUUAUAUUUUA